AUGAGAACUCCCUUACCUCCUACAUUCAUCACCCCUUUUCUUGCUCGAUCUCGCUCACGCUCAAUAUUAGAACAUUCUUUAUCAUUUUCUUCAAUUUCUGACGGUAAUCCGUUGUUGGAACAGGAAAUUCCCACUAAACCCAACUCAAAGUCCAUAUCUUUUGAGAACCCCAAUCACCCACAAUCAAAAAAUCCGAAAACUGAAAAACCCAUCUCACAGGAUCCAAUUUUGUCUCAAUCCGAUGUCACUGAAGUUCUACUUUCUCAUAGAAACGAUCCAGAUUUUGUUCUGGGGCACUUCAAAUGGGCUACAAGAAAAGGAAUUGUGCCAGCUAAGAUGACUGGUGAUCCGUUUCUUGUUCUGGUCCAUAUUUUGAUGUGUUCGGAAAAACACCACGGAACUGCUAAGAAAUUGAUUAGCAAAUGUGUUACGGAGUUUUCGGAUACUGGGCCAGGUGAGCUUGUUUCCCAAUUUGUUGUUACUGCAGAGAAGUUUCAGUUUGAUUACGAUUCAAAUUCUAGGGUUGUCAAUUACUUUCUGGGUAGUUUGGCUCGAUCCUCUCGAUUGGAAGAUGCUGUUGUUUGUUUCAGGAAAAUGGUUGAAAAAAACAUUGUUCCUUGUGUUCCAUUUGUUCAUGUUCUUUUGAAUGCAUUGGUUAGGAAUAACAUGAUUACAGAAGCUCGAGUUAUGUUCAACGAUAUAGUAAGAAUGGGAAUUCCGUAUGAUUGUGCAAUGAUUCGAGUUAUGAUUCGUGGGUGUGUAAAAGAAGGUAAAUUUGAAGAGGCUGCACAGUACUUUUGUGAUGCAAAGGUGAAUGGGGUAGAGCUUGAUGCAAUAACUUAUAGUACUGCUAUUUAUGCUGUUUGUAAGAAACCCGACGCCAUUUCUGCUCGUGCAUUGUUGAAUGAGAUGAAGGAAAGAGGAUGGGUUCCUUCCGAGGGAACUUAUACGAAUGUUAUUGGAGCUUGUGUGAAGCAGAGAUUUAUGAUCGAAGCUUUAAAGUUAAAAGAUGAUAUGGUUAGUUGUGGGGUUCGUAUGAAUUUGGUGAUUGCCACGAGUUUGAUGAAGGGAUAUUGUGUUAAUGGAGAUCUUCGCAGCGCUUUGGAUUUGUUUGAAAAGAGUGUUGAGGACGGUCUUUGUCCAAAUAAGAUCACAUACUCGGUUCUGAUUGAAGGGUGCGUCAAUAAUGGGGAUACGGAAAAGGGUUUUGAAUUGUACACCCGAAUGAAAAAUGAAGGUAUCAAACCUAAUGUUUACAACAUAAAUUCGUUAAUAGCAGGGUUUUCUGAGGCUGGUUUGAUAGAAGAAGCAAAGAAACUCUUUGAUGAAGCUAUUGAAAUCGGUGUGGCGAAUGUCUUCACGUACAAUAAUCUUAUUUCGUGGUUUUGUAAAGUGGAUAAAGUAAAUGAAGCUUGUGAUGUAUUCGAUAAGAUGGUGAAAGAUGGAGUUUCUCCAACUAUUGUUUCGUAUAACAACAUCAUACUCGGCCACUGCAAAAGCGGAAAUAUGGAUGUCGCAUUAGAGUUGUUUAAUAUGAUGCAAGAAAGGGGUUUCAAAGCUAAUGUCAUCACUUAUAGCAUUUUGAUCAAUGGGUAUUUUAGGAAAGGUAAAAGUGAGCAAGCCCUAGCUAUCUUUGAUCAAAUGGUGGAUCUUGGGUUUCUUCCAUCCGACUACACGUUCAAUAUAGUUAUAAAUGGUUUGUGCAAAGUUGGCCAAACAUCCGAGGCUCGUUAUAUGUUGGAGAAAGCGGUGGAGAAGGGUUUUACCCCAACAUGUAUGACAUAUAAUAGCAUUAUAGAUGGUUUUGUUAAGGAGAGCAAUCUUGAUUCCGCAUUGGCUGUUUAUACAGAGAUGCACGAAGCCGGGAUUUGCCCAAAUGUUGUCACGUACACCUCUUUGAUUCACGGAUUUUGCAAAUUGAAGAACAUGGAUCUUGCUUUGAAAAUGAGGAACGAGAUGAAAAGCAAAGGUCUUGAAUUGGAUGUUACAGCAUAUGGUGCUUUAAUUGAUGGAUUUUGCAAAAGCAGGGAUAUGAGAAGUGCACGUGAAUUCUUUGACGAGAUUUAUCAAGUUGGAUUAUCUCCAAAUUCCGCGGUUUAUAAUAGCAUGAUAAGCGGAUUUCGGGAUCUUGACAACAUAAAAGAAGUUCUUGCCUUUCAAAAGAGAAUGGUCAAUGAGGGGAUCAUAUGUGACUUACCUAUGUACACUACUUUGAUUGACGGCCUGCUUAAAGCAGGGAAAAUAGUUUCUGCUUCCGAUUUGUAUGCAGAGAUGCUUGCAAAGAACAUAGUGCCAGAUGUUGUUAUGUAUUCGGUUUUGGUCAAUGGUCUUUGUAAUAAGGGUCAACUAGAGAAUGCACGGAACAUCUUGGAAGAGAUGGAGAAGAAGAGUGUGGUUCCUAACGUAGUUAUUUAUAAUUCACUGAUUGGUGGGUACUUUAGGGAGGGUAAUUUGCAACAGGCUUUCAAAUUGCAUGAUGAGAUGCUAGAUAGAGGUCUUGUACCUGACGAUAGAACGUAUGAUAUUCUUGUUACGGGUAAAGUCAAAGGGGAUGAGUCGAUGAUUGAAGCUUCAUGUUGAGUACAAGUUCAUUGGUUGGAUGGUUUGACCACUUUGACUUCAGAUGGCACUCAUUGAGGUCCAUCAAUUGGGACUUUCAUCCCUUCAUUGAAGUGCAAGGCAACAUCUUUCGCAGACGAGUUUGUUUAUCUUGCAGCAUUCGAGAAGAUCAAUGAUCUUGCCACACGCCCACACCUGGGAUCGUCAUAUAAAUCUUCAUAUCUGAACUAUGUUGUUCCAAAUGCUUGAAGAAGUUGAAAUUUUGAUCUAAUCCUGUGUUUGGGCAAUGCUCUUUCUCUCUGCACAAUUCAUGGAGUCUGAGAUUUCAAAGGCACCAAGAACACAAGUUUUGCUACCUAUAGCGCUCGGUGAGGUUCAUCUUUUGGCGCACACCCAACUUCUUCCAAAUCAACGUGACGGCCAGUUGCAAGGACGCUGGUAUUGGACGAUGGAAAACCGCAUA
Molecule: messenger RNA, 3022 nt
Organism: Cynara cardunculus var. scolymus (artichoke)
Lineage: Eukaryota; Viridiplantae; Streptophyta; Magnoliopsida; Asterales; Asteraceae
Product: pentatricopeptide repeat-containing protein At3g54980, mitochondrial
Exons: 4
Coding region: 1-2580 (859 amino acids)
Molecular function (GO): protein binding
Source: RefSeq, a predicted model, not a curated record